CCGCCCACUCUUCCCUCUGGUGUGCAGCAGUUUUAUGCACAGUUGUUGCUUUUAAGCAGCUCUGUAAAGACUCUGAGCGAGUACAAGAUGGCAUCCCAGCGGCUUUAUAUGAGGUUAAUAGGGCUGGCUAUAUUGCUGACACUCUUUGCUCUUAGAGAUGCAUCCAGUGACAGCAGCUUGCACAAGAUCUUAAGGAAAAGAGAUGUGGCAGGAGCUGGUACUGUCCCUUCAAGGUCCUCUGUUGCCGUCCCCUCGUCCAAGGCUCAGGAGUUCCUGGCGAAACUGAGCAGAACCAAGAGGCAACUUUGGGACCGCAGUAGACCAGACGUACAGCAGUGGAUUAUGCAGUUUAUGUACAUGGGAUUUGAUGAGCAGAGGCUGGAGACUGACCUGUCGUACUGGAUGGACCAAGCUCGCUCCACUGACCAGGGGCGUCAGCACCACUAUGACGAAAACGCCGCCAUCGGACCGCGUGACCCUAGUUCUUACAGACACGGAGCUAAUGUCAACUACGACUACUAUUAACCGUGUCAGUCUCUUGGUUUUACAUCUGCCAGGCAGCUGUCAAUAUCCAAGUACUCCACAGCCGCUCUGGCAGUAUAACCAGUAUAACCCACUCUCAACUCUCUCUCACUAUUCCACAUAUUAGUUAUAGAGCAGAGGCGAUGUUCAAAAACACAAUUAUUUGUGCUACAGUAUUUACAUUUUUACAAGUGAGGCAGCUGAUUUGUAUGAAUUACUGUUAAAAUCUGAUGUCUGGCUCUUUUCUUAACACUAGAUUAUUGUAAAUAAAGAUGUGGCUUCGUAGUUUCUACUA
Molecule: messenger RNA, 817 nt
Organism: Sebastes umbrosus (honeycomb rockfish)
Lineage: Eukaryota; Metazoa; Chordata; Actinopteri; Perciformes; Sebastidae
Gene: ecrg4a
Product: ECRG4 augurin precursor a
Exons: 4
Coding region: 88-525 (145 amino acids)
Biological process (GO): regulation of cell population proliferation; central nervous system development; anaphase-promoting complex-dependent catabolic process
Source: RefSeq, a predicted model, not a curated record